AGGUGGGGACAUCGGUGGAGGCCACACCUACACUUGAGCACAUCUGAGCAGCACCUGGGCAGGGAGCUGAGAGCGUCUCCACCCCAGAACCUGUGGUGGCUGAAACCCCCAGAACAUGGACCGAGUGACCAGAUACCCCAUCUUCAGCAUCCCCCACUCGCCAGGCAUGGCGGGCCUGGCUCUCAAUGGGGACACGGGUUACACAUACCAGCUGGUGCAUGUGGAACCCUCGGCCAGCGACUGGGGCCAGGACCAGACUGUAGGGUGGGGAGGUGACCGCAAGGCCCAGCCGGGCGUGCUGAGGGCCGGGGCGUCCUGCAGCCUGCGCCCCUGCCUCAGCCAGCCGUCCCUGCAGCCCGAGGACGAUGAGGAUGAGGAGAUGAAGGCCUACCACCUGGACACCAGGGACGCCCUGCUCAGGCGGCCGCCGGACCUGGAGCGAGAGCGCUGGGCGGUCAUCCAGGGCCAAGCGGUGAGGAAGAGCGGCACGGUGGCCACGCUGCAUGGCACCCCUGACCACGGGGGCCCCAGGACCCCUGCACGACCUCAGUUCGUCCCCCUGGAGGAAAAUGUGGUCGACAGGGAGCAGAUCAACUUCCUGGCAGCGAGGCAGCAGUUCCUGAGCCUGGAGCAAGCAAAUGCCAGGGCCCCUCAGACCCCGCCAGCCAGGGCGGCACCGGAGUGUGCCCCACCCAGGGUCAGCCCGGCCCCCAAGGCCUCCAACAAACCGCUCCUCGCCAAUGGCUACGCCGUCUCGGUCAAGCCCCAGGUGAAGGAGGUGGUCAUGGAAGAGAAGAGGGUCCGCGGUUUGCCCACGGGGCCCGGUGUCCAGGCCAUGGAAGACCCUGGUGCCCGGUCCCCAGCGGAGUCCCCGGGGGCCCCCAAGGAGACGCCCAUUGAGCGGGAGAUCCGGCUGGCCCAGGAGCGCGAGGCAGCGCUGCGGGAGCAGCGGGGGCUGCGGCGGGCCGUGGGGCGCCAGGAGCUGGUGGAGAUCCCCACGCGGCCCCUGCUGACCACGCUGAGCCUGCCGGCGGCCCCGCGGCGGGACCGGGGGCGCCCUUCGCUCUACGUGCAGCGUGACCUGGCGCAGGAGACGCAGCGCGAGGAGGACCACCGGCGGGAGGGCCUGCAGGGGGGCUGGGUGUCCAAGCCCGAGUGCAAAUCGGGGGCCCCCCAGCCUGGACUCCGGAGAGCACUGAGCUCAGACUCCAUCCUUGGCCUGGCCCCAGACCCCACCCGUGCGGCCGACCCCGCUCCAGAGCUGAGGAAGGUGAACCGCAUCCCCCCUGACGCCUACCAGCCAUACCUGGGCCCUGGGAGCCCCCAGCAGCCGUUCCCAGCCUUCCGCGCACCCGGCAAGCCGAGCAGUCUCCCCGCAGACGAGGCCAAGGCCGUGGCCUUGCCGAAGGCCGCGGGGUCUCAGAGGCAUCUCUCGGAAUCCUCCAGGAAACCCCCGGGCACAAAGCGGGAGUCCUGGAGGCCCUCCGGGGGACCCCCACCAGCCAGCAGGGGUGUCGUGCGGUGGGAGUACUUCCGCCUGCGUCCCCUGCGGUUCAGGGUCCCAGAUGUGCCGCAGAAGGCUGAGACCCCCCGAAUCUGGGGCUGGGAAGUGGCCGGGGCCCCAGCUCUGAGGCUGCAAAGGUCCCAGUCCUCUGAGCUGCUGGAGCGGGAGGUGGAGAGCGUCCUGAGGCGGGAGCAGGAGGUGGCGGAGGAGCGGCGCAACGCUCUCUUCCCGGAGGUCUUCUCCCCGCAGCAGCCCGACUGGGACCAGGACUCCAGGAGCUCCUCCCGGGCGUCGGGCACCACAGGUAGUUACUCAGUGUCCGAGUCACACUUCUUCACCCCCAUCCACCUGCACUCGGGCCUGGUGUGGACGGCAGAGGCCCCUGCGGAGGCUACUCCUGGGCAGAGAAAGAAGAAGGAGCAGUGGUAUGCCGGCAUCAACCCCUUGGACGACGUCAACUCGGAGGUCCUGGAAGCCACGAGGGUGACCCGCCACAAGAACGCCAAGGCUGAACGCUGGGAAGCCGGUGUCUAUGCCAGUGAGGACGAGGACUGAGUCUGAAGACGGGGCACCUUGACCCUCUGGGAACUGCCAAGACUAUCCCCUAGUCCCCCACUUUAGGAAACAGGCCCCCUUUAAACCCACAAUCCGAGGACCACAAGUGACACGCCCACCAUCCCGAGGGUGGGUGUGCCCCCUGACUCGAGGGCUCUCUUUUCUGAUUUUAUUUUCCUAGAGAAAUCGUUCUGCUUUUUCUGGGUCUAAAGCCGGGGAUAAAACGGGACCUCUGUCGAUUCUUCCUGCUUCUAGGACUUUGCCAAACGCUCUUGGUCCAAGAAGAAAGGAGACCAGCUCCCCUCCCCCACCCCAGUUGUCAUUGUUCCCACUCGUCUGAGGGCAGAGAGGCUGGGUGGGGGAAGGCAUGGGUCCUGGCACCUUGAGGAGCUGCAGGUCUGAGAGGCACACUCGGCCCCCCUCUAAGUCCCAAUCUGAGAAGGGGGACGUGCCCCCACUCCACCCCUGGGAAACCGUCCAGUCUGAGGAAGGAAACCUGAGUGUCCAACCGGAGGGCUCCGCACUGCCCUGCCGUCCCCGCCGCAGCGCACGGCAAAGCCCUGGGGACGGCACAUGACCUGCAGAAAAAGGGCUUGAUUUGUGGGCUCCUAGGGGUUCUUGUGUUCCCCCCAAACUGCUUGUCCACAUCCACCAUGAAAUAAACCCUCCGCCCUCUGGUUCAUUCCUCUUGGUGACACUCACUGCUCCC
Messenger RNA from Eptesicus fuscus (big brown bat), 2768 nucleotides. It is a transcript of the gene MISP, whose product is annotated as mitotic spindle positioning. The transcript is spliced from 5 exons. Bases 116 to 2059 code for a protein of 647 amino acids. Lineage: Eukaryota; Metazoa; Chordata; Mammalia; Chiroptera; Vespertilionidae. The record is from RefSeq and is a predicted model, not a curated record.